Selaginella moellendorffii is the source of this 688-nucleotide messenger RNA. Its product is annotated as putative WUSCHEL-related homeobox 10. The transcript is spliced from 4 exons. The record is from RefSeq and is a predicted model, not a curated record. Lineage: Eukaryota; Viridiplantae; Streptophyta; Lycopodiopsida; Selaginellales; Selaginellaceae. Gene Ontology annotation, molecular function: DNA-binding transcription factor activity; DNA binding. The coding region runs from base 13 to 651 and encodes 212 amino acids.
GAGAGAGAGGCGAUGGCGCCUGGAUCAGCGACUCCUUCUCCAUCACGACCCACUGGAUUUGUAGUGGCCGAGUCGCAAGCUCAGACGCCGGCGGUGAUGCCAAUUCCUGUCAUCCCUGUGGCCGUUCCAGGAAGUUCGUCGCCAUCGCUGCUGCUGAUGCAGAGGCAGCAGCUGCCAAUGCCGGCGGCGCUUCCGACAACCGCGGACAGUCGAGUCAUGACCGAGGAUCAGCUCGCGCAGUUCGCCGAACAGAUCAGGCAGUUCUCAGAGAUCUCUCGCUUCAGCAUCCAACGCCAGAAAGCGAGCAUGGACGCUGAGAGGCAGCGUCGAACUCACAAAUCUGGAUUCCGAGGCUCGUCCAGCAACACCGAACGGCCACCCGGAGCCACUCGGCCUCGCUGGAAACCAACGCCUGUCCAGAUAUCAAUCCUUGAGUAUAUAUUUGAGAACAGCGACUUACUUCCAGGAGACAAGGACAUCACCAUCAUCACCGACGGCCUCCGGCUCUAUGGGCCAGUCGAGGAGGUGAACGUCUUCUACUGGUUCCAAAACAGGCGAGCUCGGGCCAAGCGGACUGCAAAUCAGGACCACCACCCAAAGGUCAGGAACUUUGAUCCUGCAAAAACUUUAGAACCAUUUGAAAAGCUGUAAAAGGAUCUCACCAUGAAGCUCGUUUCAUUGUCGCGAA